Molecule: messenger RNA, 2521 nt
Organism: Cladocopium goreaui
Lineage: Eukaryota; Dinophyceae; Suessiales; Symbiodiniaceae
Source: the annotation of a GenBank genome assembly
GUGGUUCACAUGGGCUGAAAUGGCUCCCCUGGUCAUGCACUUGGAGGUCAGCAACAUUGAGAUUUCUGGCACCUGGGGAGGUGUAUUUGAAGUCGAUGCAUCGGCUACGGAGUUGAAGUUUAUUGGAGGUGAAGAACGUGCUGUAGCCAACGCCAUGAAUCAAAGCUCAGGCAUGCUGGUGUUUUGUCCAUCGCAAACUGUGAUGCUCUUGCCGCACAGCACAUCAAUGAGAAUCCACACGACGAUCAAACUGCCUCCAGACUUCGAUGUGUUGAGCCUGGGCCAGUGCCGUGCUGCAACCGACCAGUACUGUCAGAAGGAGAAAAUCAAGUGCAAGAUACGUGCUGGCAGGAGCGGAGCAUCCGAAGGGACAACAAUGUACGCUUACUGUCAGAAGCACAAGGAUUGCGGGUUCUCUUGGAAGCAUGUCUUCUCCAGCGAGGUCCACGCCAUCUUCAUCAAGGGUGCCCAUGCCGAAGUAGACCGGCAAGUUCGAGGAGUGCCAGUCGAGCGUAGGAUGAAGGCUGCGCAAGCUGUUCGCACUUGCAAGCCCAUGGAAGCGGUCGUCGAUCUGAUCGCGCAUGAUGUGCCUGCAGCAGAAUGGCCAUCGAAGAAGGAGCUCACAGCUCUCGAUGGUCGCAAUGGGUGGACUAUCCUGUCGCAGCCAGAUGGUGUCUGCAUGCUAGCUCACGAGUCCUUUGCCGAGGAUGCCGCUCAGCUGAUUGCUCAGUCUUCUGACACUUGUCCCAUUGUCGCAGUCCAGGAUGUGACAUACAAAGUCUUCGGCAGUGACUGGGGUCUCUAUCGCUUUGCCAUUGCUUCCAAGCACUUUGAUGCAGAGGGGAUCGCAAGGACUUCUCUGCAUACCUUGUCGCUGGGAGUCGUUGCCAAAGAAAGCGAAGAGCACCUGAGUGCAGUUCUGGGGUUCACACGCCAGUGGCAUGCAACCAGAGGAAAUCAGUUGGCGAAAGUGAUCCAUCAGAUCCAUGGAGAUCAGGGUCCUGGAGGCAUAGCUGCCGUGCGGUCAAUUUUUCCAAAGGCAGUUUUCAGACUGGACCAGCGCCAUCAGCUGACUUCUAUGAUGAGGCAUGCUUGUGGCGCUGUGGCAUCGCGCAAAUUGGCUUGCGCUCUUCUCCAGUUUGCCUUCUCCGGGCUGUACUGGUGCGAUGGAUUGUGGCAGUUGUACAUUGAUGCGUUGCUGCAACGGCUUAUAGAGCAGGGGGAAGUCGACUACGCAGCAUACCUUCAACAGCAUGUCUUCACGCUCGAGGACAAGGAGAACCAAAAAAUGUGGACGAGUCUUUGCCGCAACCGGAUCAGCCUGUGGAAUGACACAGUGACGUUCCAGACAUCCGAUGCAACUAUGCAGUACUGCAAGACAGAGCAGAUCAUGUGCAGGAUUCGUGCUGGCGGUGCGGGAUUCUUUCCUGCAGGGGAAGGGACGAUCUUCUACUGCUACUGUGUCCAGCACAAGGAUUGCAAGUUCUCUUGGAAACAUCUCUUUGCAGGUGGGGACCACGCCAUCUUCACCAAGGGUGUCCAUUGCGAGAUUGAUCGGUGGCUUGCCCAUCUACAAGCUCUGGAUGGCCGCAAUGGAUGGAGCAUUGGUUCUCAGCCAAAUGGAGCCUGCGCUCUCCUUCACGAAUCCUUUGCUAGGGAUGCUGCUACGCUGAUUGCUCAGUCUUCUGACACUUGUCCCAUUGUCGCAGUCCAGGAUGUGACAUACAAAGUCUUCGGCAGAGACUGGGGCCUGUAUCGCUGUGCCAUUGCUUCGAAGCAUUUUGAUGAAGAGGGGAUCCCAAAGCCUUCUUUGCAUACCUUCUCGCUGGGAGUCGUUGAGACAGAAAAUGAAGAACGUGCAGUCCUGCAAUUCACUGGCAAGUGGCAUGCAGCCAGGGGAAAUCACUUGGCGCAAGUGAUCCAUCAGAUCCACGGACAUCUGGGUCCUCGAUUCAGAGCUGCGGCACGGUGGAACAGGAGGCGGAGAUCAGUUUCAAUGUUUCUCAAACAUGCUUUGGAGGCUGGAAUGCAGAAGGCCUCCGAAGGCUACCCUCAACCCUCGGUGAUCCCGUUCCUAGAGCUGGAGGCAACUAUGCAGUACUGCAAGACAGAGCAGAUCAUGUGCAGGAUUCGUGCUGGCGGUGCGGGAUUCUUUCCUGCAGGGGAAGGAACGAUCUUCUACUGCUACUGUGUCCAGCACAAGGAUUGCAAGUUCUCUUGGAAACAUCUCUUUGCAGGUGGGGACCACGCCAUCUUCACCAAGGGUGUCCAUUGUGAGAUUGAUCGGUGGCUUGCCCAUCUACAAGCUCUGGAUGGCCGCAAUGGAUGGAGCAUUGGUUCUCAGCCAAGUGGAGCCUGCGCUCUCCUUCACGAAUCCUUUGCUAGGGAUGCUGCUACGCUGAUUGCUCAGUCGUCUGACAUUUGUCCCAUCGUCGCAGCAGGACAUGGUCUUUGCAAAUGUGGAAAUCUCAAAGUGACCGCUCAGCAGGUCAAAGAAUCUGCCAUCCGGCACAAAGCCGUU